Messenger RNA from Cylindrotheca closterium, 783 nucleotides. The record is from the annotation of a GenBank genome assembly. Lineage: Eukaryota; Bacillariophyta; Bacillariophyceae; Bacillariales; Bacillariaceae.
AUGUCAGCAGGUCCGGAAGAACCAUCAGGCCACAAAAUCGGAUUACCCUCCUUUCAGCUUUCUUUGCUGCCAAUUCCCCUCAUGUCAUCAACAACGUGGAAGCGCCCGAAUAAACGGACCAAACGGACAUUUGUCCGUCUGUCCGAUCGGACGUGUCGAACUGCUUCUAUCAAGGAGUUUCCAAUGAAUGGUCUCCAAGAGAGCAAUUUCAACAGUAACAUGCCUGAACCUACUGCGGAUCUUCCUAUCGACAAAGAACCCACAUAUGUCAGCAGGUCCGGAAGAACCAUCAGGCCACAAAAUCGGAUUACCCUCCUUUCAGCUUUCUUUGCUGCCAAUUCCCCUCAUGUCAUCAACAACGUGGAAGCGCUGAUGCAACUGUUGCAACCUGAUGUCGAGUCAAUGGGCGAACCGAACCCGUUUGCCAUGAUAUCUUCGUUUGUUGCCACGUCCAGUGGGUCCAAUCCCGACACCCUGACACUAGCGGAGGCACUCCAACAACUCGAUCGGGAGGAAUUGAACAAGGAGCUGACUGAUCACAUUGAUUGCAAACACUGGAAGGUUGUCCCAUUGAAGUCUGUCUCUCGUGGAAAGAGACCAAUCCCCAUGAUAUGGUCUAUGAAGCGCAAACGAGAUCCUCUUAGCAACUUCACCAAGUGGAAAGCACGACUCUGUGCCGGAAGUCACCGAUCCGUUGAGUUUGUGGAUUAUUGGUCUACUUAUUCGCCAGUGGUGUCAUGGAGCACAGUCAGAGUUCUGAUCAUGAUGGCGCUUGGAAAAUGA